UUAGACGAUUUACUUGGCGAGACAGAGUUGGCUUGAAACGCGUUUAGAGCUGUGAUAGUGUUAAGCGAGUAAUACCUACCAGCUGCAGAUAUACCGCAAUCCGGCGAUAAUAAUAUUAUAGUAUUAGUGUUAUUUUGAGCACAAAACUCGGUGUGAAUUCAUUCGGUGUGGUGUGCGAAGUAUUUUCGUUUCGAUCAGUGUAUAACUAUUUAAGAACGGUCGACAUUACCCGGGUAGUUGAUAAUGACAAAAGUUUCAACGGCAUCCAAUAAAUCGUUACAUCUAACCGGAAUAGGAUUGGCAGUCCAGGCGUUUUAUAUAAAUUUAACACUGGACACAGUGAUGGGUGGUGAUUUUAUUCAGCUAAAGCCUGCAGGGCCACCCAUCAUUAAUCCCGCAGGAGUCUGGAGCGUGGAUCAAGUACCCCAGGGAUAUGCUACAGCUGGAAGUAAUUUGGCGUUAAACGGAUUGCAAGCGUUACAGGCUUUCGGUGGAAACAAAAUCGAUGCCAAUGGAUAUCGAGACCAAAAUGGAUUCUACCGAGACAAUAACGGUGCACUAAAUGGAUAYGAUGUGGGCAAUACUUAUGGUGGUGUCAACGACCGUGGAGUUACAAGUGUGGAAGGUGGAGCUUAUGGUGGUAUAAAUGGACGGAACAAGGGACAUCAAGUUGCUGGAUUUAGCACUUCGUAUCAAAAAAAUGAAAGUGGUAAUAAAGCUACAUAUUAUGAUGAUGGUCUUGGACACGGUGGAGUGAUUCAAUAUGGUGCGAAAGAUCAAAGAUUCAGAGACGGAGAAGGCAAGGCAUUUGGAGGGGGCUACCACGAUUCGUCGGUGAAGACGAACGCAGUCGGUCAACAAGGCCAGUAUGGUAACGGGGACGGUUACCACGCCGCUGGCGGUCAGACGGGCGACGCGGUAAACAAUCARCUAUACGGCACGCGGUCCGACAGCGGCCCGGGCAUCGUGGCCGGCACGCCGUUUUUGGUGUCCACCACCGACCCAUUGCCACCGGUCGUCCAUCUGCCGCCACAGUACGUGCAACAAUCGCCGCAGUACAUCCCUCAGGCACCGCAGUACGUCCCACAGGCUCCGUAUGUCCCGCAGGCCCAAUACGUCCCGCAGGCCCCGUACAUCCCACAGGCACCAUUCGCGGCCCAGGCACCCGGUUUGUUCCAGAACAACAUUCCGCAACUGCCGCCGAUCAUACAGCAGCAACCGGGAUCGAUACUUCCGCCGUACAACGUGCAAUUGCCCGCCUUAUCGUUGUCCGCCCGCUCGCCGUCCGGGCAAUACGUAGUGCCGAUGCCACCGAAACUCUACGUGGACAAGCCAAACGCCACCACGGAUGGUUGAAAAUUCGAAUCCAUUAUUACAGUAUAUUCUUACGUUGUUGUUUAUUAAUACAUUAUUAUAAGAUAUUAUGCGCGAGUCGGUGGUUAUUCGUUUGGAUUAUUAAUUUCCAUUGGGUCUAAACAUAAUUAUGAUGACUGUAUAAUAUUAUAUGGGUACCUACUACCUAUAUAUAAUAUACACCUCUGC
Molecule: messenger RNA, 1542 nt
Organism: Diuraphis noxia (Russian wheat aphid)
Lineage: Eukaryota; Metazoa; Arthropoda; Insecta; Hemiptera; Aphididae
Source: RefSeq, a predicted model, not a curated record